Dicrocoelium dendriticum is the source of this 855-nucleotide messenger RNA. NCBI's taxonomy places the organism in Eukaryota, Metazoa, Platyhelminthes, Trematoda, Plagiorchiida, Dicrocoeliidae. The record is from the annotation of a GenBank genome assembly.
AUGGGAGCAAUAAAUGCUGCCAUAGCUGGUUCUUAUCCAGGACAUCUGAGUCCAACUUUUCACCCUGGCUUCAUCGGCGGUGCUGGAGGCGGAGCUUCUUCGUUGAGCUACAUCAACAACUACGGACUAGCGCGUCCGCCGUACCCAGAACUUACCGACGCUCGAAGUCACACGUCGAACGGUAGGCAUGUGGGCACCUCUGGAAUCACCCGAAGAACUAAUUACCCCUUCACCACCCUUCAUACAAGUGGUAUAUCAAGUGGUGGGGGUGGCGUCAGCGCAUUAUCACCACCACACUCAUCGCCAUUUCAAUCAUUCGGCGUUGGGAAACGAUCUGGUGAUAGUGUUACCGAGUGUGGAGGCCAAUCUUCAUCCGCAAUAGGUUUGCACGGAUCAUCAUACAAUGCGGCAAUGUUGGCUUAUGAAAAGCACCAGAAAGCCGUUGCUGUAGCCGCGGCAGCGGCGGCCGUGGCUGCAAGUGGUAUACACCAUCGUCAUCACCACCAUCAUUCAUCUCUUGCGCCCCCAGCACAACCUACGCCACCUCAGCAACAGCCGCAACCAUCCAUGAAUUUGAAUCGUGUCGCGAGCCCUGGUAUGAAUAUCGCUCAUAACAUGCACCAACUCCCACACUCGCUACAGCAUCACUUGCACAACUCACCUUCCACAUUUCGUGGUCUCUCCCAACGGCGAAAACGUAGAGUGCUUUUCACCCAAGCACAGGUGUACGAACUGGAGAGGCGCUUCAAACAGCAGAAAUACUUAUCCGCUCCGGAACGAGAACAUUUAUCUCAGAUGAUCAAUUUGACCCCGACACAGGUGAGUUUUUGGCUCAUUAUUGGUGAUGAACUGUAG